Molecule: messenger RNA, 2911 nt
Organism: Nematostella vectensis (starlet sea anemone)
Lineage: Eukaryota; Metazoa; Cnidaria; Anthozoa; Actiniaria; Edwardsiidae
Product: gamma-aminobutyric acid receptor alpha-like
Exons: 10
Coding region: 170-1555 (461 amino acids)
Biological process (GO): chloride transmembrane transport; chemical synaptic transmission; signal transduction
Cellular component (GO): membrane; synapse; neuron projection
Molecular function (GO): extracellular ligand-gated monoatomic ion channel activity; neurotransmitter receptor activity; chloride channel activity
Source: RefSeq, a predicted model, not a curated record
GCCACACGCCAUUACCAUAUAAACUCAGAGGUAAAUUUGUUAAAGUCAUUAACGAACCCGCUUUUAUAAAUCCAGAAAGACUCUUUCUCCCCCAUCAGGUAGCCGUAAAGAAGAACUCAUCAACUAAGACGCAUUCCUGACUUUGAGAAAGAGUAUUAUAUCAGAUGUGAUGUGGGCGUACUUAUCCUUGCUGGUAACAUUUCUGCUCUGUGUCAAGUUUGGUACUUGCAACAAAGCGCUACUGGCAUACCUGAGCAGUGGACAGUAUGACAAGACAGAACGCCCAGGUGUCGGUACCGGGAAGCCUGUGGAACUUGGCGUGGAUAUCCACUUUGACAACUUUGGUAGGAUCGAGGAAAUGAACAUGGAAGUAGACGUGUUCCUAUACAUGCGGUACAACUGGAAGGACUCACGCCUUGCCAACUUCACCGACAAAACCAUCACCUUUACCAGAGGCGACAUCGAGAAAGUGUGGCGCCCUGACACGUACUGCUCCAACGCGCGUGAGUCCGACCUCCCUCUAGAGGAGACAAAAACACACUCCAUGCUCAGAAUCGACCGCAAUGGUAGUAUUUACUACAGCAGAAGUGUACACCUAGUGGCGGCGUGUCUGAUGAACUUGCGUGACUUCCCCAUGGAUAUCCAGAACUGUUCCAUCACACUGGGAAGCUAUGCGUAUUCGGACGUCGAUGUAUUAUAUCAUUGGAUUUCUCAGAAAGAGUUUAGCGUCGGUAGCCGCGACAUGGCCCAAUUCUACGUCUUAGGGGCACAGCCGAGCACUAACUUAGAGUUUUGGCCAGCAGAUAAAACAAGCACAAAGCCAUUCGAUUCAGGAAGCUACACGACCUUGACCGCGCAUUUCCAGAUGGAGCGUCGCAUUGGUUAUUUCAUCAUUCAAUUGUACCUUCCAUGUGUCUUCCUGGUCAUGCUUAGUUGGGUGGUAUUCUGGAUGAGCCCGGAAAACUCCGCUGACCGCCUGACUGUCGGCAUCACCACCAUUUUGACCAUUGUUUUCCUUCUUGGAUAUGUGAACGGCAUGUUGCCAAAGGUGAGCUAUCCGAAGGGCGUGGACUGGUACCUAAUGACGUCCUUCUUCUUCGUGUUCAUGUCGCUGGUGGAAUGUGUUGUGGUGGACCGGCUUCUGCUGAAGAGGAAAUCUCAGGAGGAAAAAAAGAAGAAAAAGGAGCAGGAUACUGAGGAAAACUCCCUUGCGCAUGAUAACUGUGCAAUAGCGGUUAAUGACAUGACCGUCAAAAACGACGACACCGCGACCAUCGAAUCAGAAAAACCGCGCUCCCGUGAUUCAAAGCGCUCAAGCCCAAAGCCUUUUGAAGCUUUUACCAAGUCAUCCAUCGCGCCUACGCCAGAAAAGAAACCGCUGUCCUAUUUUAAAAGGGGUGGCACUAAAACCGCUAUUUUCCAUAAGAUGUGUGGGAAUAUGACCAGUGAGCACAGGCUUGAUAAGACCUGCAGAUUCUUAUUCCCUGUGUGUUAUUUGAUGUACAACGCCGUCUAUUGGUUUGUAUAUCUGUCAGGAAUAAGUAUCCUGAAUUAGACUCUACAACCGACUUGCGCGACAAAUUCUUUCGUUUUACUAUGGUUGAAAUAACUUAUUCUGGAGUCUGAACUAAGGGAGCAUUCACUCACAGACGCCAUUUUGUCAUCCUAGCAAAGCGUGAGAAAGCAUCUUUCGCUGCGACUGAUUCCUGAGUCUUUGAAAUAUCUUUAAUUAUUAUUAUUAUUUAAUUUUUUUGAUACCCGUUCCCGCCGACCCGGAUAACAGGUGAUGGCCCUUGUUUGUUAAUGAAUUUGUUGAAUGAAUUUGAAAAUUUCUACAUCGAUUAUUCAAAAUUCACAUAUAAUAUAAUCGUCACGCAAGUCGGUCACGCAAAUCAGUCACACAAGUCGGUUAGCGCCUCACAGCUAGGCACACACAUUAGCACAGAAAAAACGCCAGCACUGGGCUUAAUACAUCAUCACCAUCACGAGCAAGAGGGGUGAACGUCAUUCUCUGGCAACCAGGGGUCCUGUCGCUGUCAAGGCAAAAAUGCAUAAUUCCAGAAUGAUAGGAAAAAACUUGCAGUCAAGAGGGGUAGUUCUUUCCGAACUCUUCGAACACCACCCCCCCCCCCCCCCCCUCCGGCUACGGGUCUGAAUCACCAGUAAAUACCAUCCAAACGGUACUUUUAAGUUGAAUUUUGCGAGUGAUUAGAGGGAGAUAACGUUCCUUGUAGCUGGAAUUGAAAUACGAGAGCCCAGACUCAGUCGAGUCGAAGGCAUAGGUGCCUGAAGGCAUUCACCAUACGACUCAUGCCUUGCCACAAAACACAGCUUAGGUCGAAAAUACCGUUUUUUGUAGGGAAGAAAACUGCCUUGGAAAUGACAAACUGUUAGAGUUAGAUGUAGCACGUUCUACAUUUUUUGUCUCUUUGAUUAUCACUGUAAUGUAUCCCAUGCAUCAAUAUGCAAUGGUAAACAAUAACGCCCUCACGAAAUCAUACCGUCUGCGGGAGGGUAGAAUUAAACACUAGCAUGACGGUGGGGGGAUGGUGGGGGCGAGCGUGACAAAGGAGGUUUGUACCGUCGCCCCCUUAUCAUUGCUUGUCAUGCUUAUAGCCUACCUACCACCCCUCCUGAGUUUUCACGCUGUACGAUGAACCGUCUAUCAUAGCCCGCAAUGCAUUACUGCAUAUUGCGCUUAUGGUUAUAUGGUUUCAAAAUCUUUUUUAUAAAGACGAUCGAAAUUAGCCAGUCAUGAUUUAUUUGCAACGAUUCACCGAUAAAAAGAGAAGGGUUUUGCCCAGCGUGCUUUGCUAUUUUAACGGUUCACUGGGCAACGUUUAUUAAAGUAAGGACAUGUUCUAUGUGGAUAGGUUAACAUCUCUGACUCGAAUAAAAACCCUAAUCACAA